GCUCCGGCUGGGGCGGGCAGAGCCCGGGGCUGCCCAGGGGGCUGGUCCCAGCUGCAGAAAGCCCCCCCGGCCGGGCACGGAGGGGUUAAUGUCGGGCCCCCCAGCAGGGACCCUCCGGGUCCCACGGAGCCAGCAGCUACGUCUGGUCCAGCCCGCCCCCGGGCUCCGGGCUUCGUCCUCCCGCCCCCUGCCUCGCAGCCCCCGCCCGGCCUGUGCCCUGCAAGCAGAGGGGCCCUUUGAGCCCCCACGAGAGCAUCGGGCCCCUCUGGGAAAAGAGAGAGAAGCAGCCAAAGCCGAGGAGCAGCAGCAAAGCGAGGAGCUGCUGAAACAAACAGAAGCCGAGAGGCAGAAGAUGGUCUGGGAGUGGCAGGAGCUGCGAGGGUUUCUGGAGGAGCAGGAGCAGCAGCUGCUGUCCUGGCUAGAAGAGGUAGAGAGAGCCAUUGUCCAGAGAAGGGAUGAGGACAUCUGCAGACUGUCCUGGGAGAUAUCCCUGCUCAGGGAGCAGGGAGGAGAGAAGGGGCAGCCGCCGCUGAGCCAGUCCCUGCAGGGUGCUGGGAGCACCUGGGGAAGCAGGGAGGAUGGGAGAUUUCCAAGGCUGGAGCCAGGGUAUGGGGAGCUGGAGAAGAGACUCAGCGAUUUCUCUCUGAAAAGUGCCAUGCUGCAGGAGGUGCUGCUGGGAUUCAAAGGCUGCAGAAUAACAUCCCUGGGUCACUCCAGAUUCUCCCAGCCUGCCCGGCAAAGGGAAAUGGGCAUGGCAGAGCUGGCUCAGGGGCCGGUGACCUUCGAGGAGGUGGCUGUGUAUUUCACCAGGGAAGAGUGGGCUCUGCUGGACCCCGCUCAGAGAGCCCUCUGCAGAGACGUCAUGCAGGAGAACCAUCAGAAUGUGACCUCGCUGGCACCUGGCAUUGGCCACUGUUGGAAGACAGGACACUGGGCUAGAUGGACCUUUGGUGUGACCCAGUGUGGCUGUUCUUAUAUCUGCUCCCAUGCUGGAACCCUGUCCGCCAGCGCUGAAGCCUGCCUGUGCCUUUCCAUUUGCCAUGAAUCCUUCCCUCUUUGGUAUUGCACAUGGUUGUUGGCCCUCUCCAGGAUGUCAACCAUAAGUUCAUUGUGGACACACUACCUCUGGGACAGGUCUGUGAUGGUACAAAGACCCAAGUUUCUGCUGGAGUGUUCACGAGCUGCUGACGUAUGACAGACAGGACAGGUCGAACUGCUUGCAAGCAGACAUAAAACAAAACAUUAUUGUCUCAGUGAUUCCAAAACGGCUCAGUGCAAAAGCUCAGAAAAAAAAAAUACUGGUGGAAUCUGAAAGAAGAAUUGAAUAUUUUGUAAAACUGACCUUCAGUAUAGUGUGAGAGGAAUGCUGCAGAUCCCAGAAACUCCAUGGACACUACUGGGUUAAUUGCAAUGAAAAGAACAUACAGAGAAUGGUAACUUUAAAAUAACAAUUUUGCUUAAAAUUGCAGAACAUUUGGGGCUCUGGGGGAAGGGGGAUGGCCAUGACCUACUCCAGAGGCAUUCUCUAUCAUUUCAAGCAUUGUACAUUUUGGAGGAUGUCAUGGAGUCCCCAGGCGAUGCUCUGGAACUGCUCCCCACGAAGCCAGUCAGGACUCUGGGGAAGUCUCCUCUCUGGGAGCAGCCUGUCUGCAGGACACACAGCUCACCCGGCUUCCACCUUCCUGGGUCUGACCUCGGAGCAUUCAGCAUCCUCUGCCCCUCCGUGCGCUUCCCACAGCCAGUCCGCCCAAGUGGGGUCCUGGGGAAGCCAGAGGGUCCUGCCCCCCAACUCUGCAGUCAGGUGUGACUCUCAGCUAGCCAUUAAAACAGAGGUUUAUUAGACGACAGGAAUGUGGUCGAAAACAGAGCUUGUAGGUUCAGAGAACAGGACCCCUCAGCUGUGUCCAUUUUGGGGGGCAGUGAGCCAGACAACUCCGUCUGCACUUCACUCCUCGUCCCCAGCCAGCGCCAAACUGAAACUCUCUCCAGCACCUCCUCCUCUGGGCUUUGUCCCUUUCCCGGGCCAGGAGGUCACCUGAUUCCUUUGUUCUCCAACCCUUUAGCUCUCACCUUGCAGGGGGGAAGGGCCAGGCCAUCAGUUGUCAGGAAAUAGGGUGUCGGCCCUUCUCUGUGUCCAGACCCCUGCACACACCUGCCCUUUAGGGCUCUGCAAUGAUCAUACACCCUUAUCCCACCACCUAGAUACUUAAGAACUGCAUAGGGGAAACUGAGGCACCCCCACAAUAUUCAGAGACAACAUUAAGAACAGUCCCACUUCGUCACAUCUCUCCCCCCUUCAAGACCGAACUGAGUAAGGUCACUUUAGCCAGUGACCUGGGGAAGUUCGACCCCACCAACGUUUCCAUGCAUGCCCCAGCAUCUCUCCCAUUCCCUAGCAUUGGCUUGCAUCAGCCCCACACCCCGCCCUGUGUCUGAGAUGUCGGUGAACACUGUAAAGGCCUUGGCAAAGUCUGGGUUUACCAGAUUUACUGGGCCCUGUAUUAGAGCCUUCUUCAACGCACAGAGAGCCCUCUGGCACUGCUCAGUCCAGACCAGCUCGUCUGGCUUCCCCUUCAGUUGCAGUAAACUGCUUGCAAAGACUACCAUGGGGAUUCCUUUCCCUAGGGGAUUUUCUACGUAACAAUUCACCCUUCACAGAAAUUCUGCCCUUAACCUCUUCACCUAGGGCUUGCUCUAGAGGAACACUUUCCUGAGCAACAACAGACUCUUUCUGGGACUCACUUACAUCCAGAAUUACCUCUGGCCUAUCAGGUGGAUUCCUACACAAUCCCCUUUCAGGCAAACUUACAGACUUCCUAGAUAAAAGGCUAGAAGCAUUCGCCUUCCCUUUGCCACACACAAGUUCAGGAAUCUUUUCCUUCUUGCGACAGGUUUCCACACCCUCAGUAGGUAACACAAUCAAAUCACCUUUCUGCUCUCCUUGUGCCCUGGCUAGGAUCUCACCCUGAUUAGACAGAGUUGCUACACCCUUUCCCAGCAACACACUAGCAACAGGCAAAAUACAAGCACCAGAAUUAUCUGGUCUCUGGGAUUUUGCUAGGACACUAACUGAAUGCAACCUAGUUACAGGGCCAUUCUCCCGAGCAGACACAAACUUAGGACCCUUCCCUUCCUAGGCUUUAGUUGAAUCCAGAACCAACUCUGAGACAACUGCACUAUUCUCAACCAUCACAGGCUGAAAGGCCCCUUCUGUCUGCUCCACAGACAAAGCAGAGCCGGAGACACAUUCUCCUUUCCCAGACACACAGCUUGGGAUCUCAUUCCGCUGGUCCCAGCACACAAGGCUGUUCACAGACAAGUGCUUGGAGAUCAGGGUAGCUCCCUCCACAGGCAAGUCAAUACCCCUGACAGUCACAGGCACGUUUCCUUCACUGUCCCAAUUCUCCACCCAGCUAACAGGUAAGGUCCAGGGACACUCAUCUGCCACUCUCCUCGCCUUCCCACCCUGCUGACUAGACACAGCCAUCAGCUCACAAGGCUGCCUAGGCUCAUCCAAACUUUCCUUACCAAGCACCUUGCCACUCCCAACAGAUAAACUGCUGCUUCUUCUCACUACCCUGAGCUACUUCCAGCAAAUCGCAGCUACCCUUCUCAGGUUCCCUUUUACAAGGUGUGCUCUCAAAGUUCUGUUGUCCUUCCCUUACCAACCUCUGCUUCCAAAAGGAACUAGAUGUUAAAUUCACUGAGAGACUACACGUCAUAUCCAAAGUGUCUAGAGAUGAGAGUAGACCUGCCAUCCUCGAGAGAUUAACUACCCAGCUGUUCUGCUCUGCAGACUCAGCUACCCAGUCUUCCCUCUCGCUGGCUGGGCCUGGGGUCACAGCCCCGCUGAGCCCUGUCCCUGGUAGCUCCAUCCUUGCCGUGGACUCACUUCCCAGCAGCACCUCUGGACAAGGCAAACCCGGUUGGCAGCUGACCUGCCCUGCCUGUGGGUCCCCCCAUUCAUCUGGGGUCUUAUCUUCCCCCUUGCUCAGCGCUGCCCUUGCUGUUCCAGUGGGGGCAGGCAGUGAGCUCUCUGCUCUCCUUACAGCAUCAGAGCCAGCAGGAGCCUCAUCUCAGUGUGCAAGGGGGUGGGGAGCAUCUCUCUGUCCCACCCAGCCCCACGAGUCUGGUUACAGGUAGGCAGGUAUCCUGAGCUUAGCAGCUCCUCCCUCCUGCCAGCCAGGUCAUUUGCAUUUUCACUGACAAUUUCCGUCUUAGCCAAUUGGUUCCCUGGAUUCAAAUUCAAACCCCUGGCCGUUACAGGAGCAGGGCCUGGAUCCUGUCCCAAAGAGACACAGUCACUCCCCAACAGGGUCUCACAGCCGAUAUCCUGGAGAACCCCAACGACUAGCCAGCCCGACCCCUUCUGUGUCCGCACAGGGAUCUGGGCCAUAGGCAGGGCAAGGGGCUUCGUCCCUGGGACCUUCACCCAGCUCACACAGCCCCUCAGCAUCUGGUUGGGCUGCACCAUCCGGGGCCUGACAAUAGUUCUCUCUGUCCCAGCAUCUCGCCACCCCAGGAAUGUCUCCCCAUUGACCAUCACCUUCCGCUCCCACUGGGGGUCCAAGGGGCCUGGCCCCAGGAGACUCCACACAGACAUAUAGGUUGGGGUCAGGAGUGGGAGCCUGUCCACUUCCCCACCCAUCUGGCUGACGGAAUCUACGGCCUUGGGACCCAGCAAGGGAGCUAGACACCGAGGCUUUUCUGCAGAGUCCCCCUUCGUUCAAAUCUCGAGCCUGCUCAAAGGCAGUGGGGUGGCAUCCACAUCCCCCCCUCCUUAACCAGGGGCAGCAAUUUAGUCUUGAGGUUCCCUGCGGAACUGGCCCCCCGGGGUCUAUCCCCACUCACCCCUGGGAGGUCCCCUAGGCCUCUCCGCUCCACCACCACCAGUUCAUGCUGCUGCUGCUUCUGCAGCUCUUUCUGGGCUCUCUCGGACUCAGCUCCCAUCCCGUCCAUUCCCCUGAUGGGGAACCCGAUCGGGAAGACCCUCGUCUGGGCGGGGACAGGAGUCUUGGGGUGCCUGGCUACCACUCCAGCUGCUCCCAGAUCCUGCUAUAGCCCCAUUUGGGGUCAGGAAUCUGUUCCUUAGAGCGGUCAUCCUCCUCCAGCUGCACAAUUAACUGUACUUUGGUGAACUUUCCAACGUGUAACCCUCGCUUUCUGCACAGGGUUACAAUGUCCUUCUUAAGGAGACGGUGACAGGCCAUCACUCCGCCCUUCCCAAGUUGCUGUGGACUCACAGGCCUGUGUGCUCUCAGCUCCCCACGGUUUCCAGGGAGAACCCCUAGUGUGCCAGCCCUUCUCGCGGUCACCUCCUCUUUGCCAGGGUCGAGCUGCAGACUCCUCCGCCGCUGGGACAGCUUGCUGCAAUCCCCAGAGGAACCCUGUUACUGCAAAAGUCCUUCUCUCUCCCAGGGCCAAGCCACAGGCUCCUCCACCCCUGAGACUGCUCAC
Messenger RNA from Caretta caretta (loggerhead turtle), 5457 nucleotides. The record is from RefSeq and is a predicted model, not a curated record. NCBI's taxonomy places the organism in Eukaryota, Metazoa, Chordata, Testudines, Cheloniidae.